This is a messenger RNA of Pseudomyrmex gracilis, 6180 nucleotides long. RefSeq lists its product as uncharacterized. The transcript has 15 exons. The record is from RefSeq and is a predicted model, not a curated record. Lineage: Eukaryota; Metazoa; Arthropoda; Insecta; Hymenoptera; Formicidae. Gene Ontology annotation, molecular function: protein binding. Bases 1999 to 5469 code for a protein of 1156 amino acids.
CGAGCAGCCGCCGAGAAAAGCGUCGUGUCGUGUCGUGUCGUGCCGUGUCGAUGCGAAAGAGGUGAAUCGUCGCGAGGGAAUUGGUGAAUUUGAGUGCUCAGUGAAUGCCUCCAGGAUUUGCGGAUGUUGAUAUCUUGUGCGAAAGAAGGAUCGGAAGAGAAAAAAAAAGAAAAGUGAGCCGAGAGAUAAAGGAACGAACGAUCGGAAUUGAACAUAAUGACAUGGUGACUUCGCAGCGAUUUCGUCGACGUGAAUGAAUGGGAGAAGCGGUGAAAUUGAUUGCGGGAAUUAAAUUCGGAAGAUCGAAUAAGCGUAGACUGAAUUUUGCCAAUCGAGAGACAUUGUCGUCGUCGUUUUACGUAAAAUACGUGUAUUCGAAAUUUUUUUUUUUUUUUUUGUUCGGCAGCUCAGAUUGAUCGAGUGAAAAAAAUUUAGGAGAAGAAGCGAACGAGACAGAGAUCAGUCAAGUGGGAAAACGUCGAGCUAAUAGGGCACGAAAAAAAAAAAAAACAAAAAAAAUACAGAGAAGUCAUCACCCCUCUCUCUUUCUUUCUUUAUUUCGGAUUACAUUAGCGUAGCAAAUAAAAUUCGUUUUAUUGUGAAGCACCGGAAGUCUUGGAGAACGGCAAAUAACAUAGUCGAGUAAUCAAGGCGGAAGACGGUUGAAUAAAUUGGAUCGGGGAUAUUGCAAGAAACAUCGAAAGAGAGAGAUAGAGAUAGGGAGAGAGAGAGAGACAACGCUCACAAGAAAACUCAACCCAUUAAGCUACACACAGGUUGGGAAAAAGUUCUCCUCGCGCGAACGAGAAGAAAGGAGGUGAUAAAUUUGCGAGGAACACAACGUUGCGCAUUACCUUCCAUUUCGGAAACGGCGCGCGAUUCAAAACUGCAUACGUGCGUUUCUUUCUGACAAAUUGAUCCGACAACCGGAGAAAAACCCGAUCGAAGACGCGAUUUUCUUUCUCCGAAGAAACAGGCGCGGGAGAAACUUGAGUUUGUCAUCGCGGCUCCUAGCGCGAAACGAAACGCGAGAUCGUGUCGAGAGCGCGCGAAAAGUUAUCUCGCGAUCGACUCGAUCGCGUUUUCCUCCUCGCGUGAAAAAAAAAAAAAAAAGAGACGAGCGAUUUCGAACGUGACUCCGAACAAUCGAACAUAACUCGCGCGAAAGUGAGACGACACAAGAGGAGAGAGGACGACGAGGAAGAAAAAGAAAAAAUCCAUGUGAUUUUUCGUGGGCGCGAGACAAAAGGUGUUGUCUCCGCGAAAACGGAAGUCCGCGACGGCGGAGAAUUCUAAUUAACCCAAUUUCUGCCCGAAGUUGCGUCAACGAAACAACGUACAUACACGUUUCAAUCCUGUUGUGUUGUUAUUCCUGCGUGUUUUUCCCUUAAUUAAAAAAAAAAAAAGAAAAAAAAAAGAAAAAAGUGAAACGUUGCCGCUCCGCACGCGCGUCAGUUACGAAACGAGCGAGCGAAACUGGAAUUAUAAAUCAGACCGCUUUGUGUUUAACGUUGAGUGUAUGUACAUCAAAGAGAUCGGCGAACUUGAGCAAGAGAAUAAACCGCGUCAUUCUUCGACGAUCCUCGCGAAAUCCUGUAAACUCUCGCGGUAACAGCUGCGGGGGAACGGUCUGUUGUCGCGCGCGCGCAAAGAGAAUUCGCUGACGUGUGACGAAAGUACAUUUAAUUCGCAUCAAGAAGAAGAUUCGCGUCUUGGGUGGUCUUCGACCGUUCGUGCGCGUCUUUCUCUCGAAAACGUUAGACACUUAGUUGUAAAUCGUAGACGGCCGAUUAUAGUAAUCGGGUAUGGGCGAGAGACGCCCGUCGCGGAGCAACAGCGCGUGUUAUCCUCGGCGACACGCAUCGGGAUGCUGAUCCCGUAGAGGUAUCGCGCGUUCGGGGAAGCGCGCGCGCCACGGGGAUUAGGUUGUGAGAGAAGAGAAGAGAAGAAGAGAGGAGAGACUCGAAGCGCACAUCUGCGAAAGUAUCCGCGUCAGAGAUGGUCAGCCAACACGCGAUGGCCACCACCGUCCGCAAAGUCAAGCAGGAGAAUCGUCUGAGGCGGCAGAAUCAGUGCCAAGAUGAAGAGGGGCCUUACAAGCCAGUGCCACCACCGAAGCCGGUGCCGAACAAUCAGAAGAGCCAGGAAGGUCAGCAGGACGAGCAGCGGGAGCAGACGGUAGCCGAACGUUCGUUGUUGCGAGCAACUUCCGGUCCGGAAAGGAGCACCGUCGCGGAGAACGGACAGGUUCGAAGCGGACAGCCCUUCGCGCCGGAAUACAGGAUGCCACCCUUGUACGGGGAGGAGCAGAGUUCGGGUCAGGCUCAACAGGCGGCCAGUUUGCAGACUCACAGCAGCAAGUUCCCGAUAGAACGCGAGUUGGUCCUGUCGUCGGGGGACAAGAACUCCAAGAUUCCCAUUCUCCACGAGUACAAACAGAGGACCGCCGGAAGAGUCGCCAUCGCGCCGGAUGCACCGAUCAAGCAACAGGCCUGGGUUCAGGAGGGAACUCAGGUGCAGGAAGUGAGACAGGACGGCCAAGCGAGGAACUAUCAGUCACAGGACACCUACUCAUCGGCGUCCGGAGCGGUGCCGAGGACGACAAAGAUCGACGAGGAGAAGACCAAGUCGCUGUCCAGAACGUAUCACACCAUUAAGGACAUGAUCUCGAGCCGCUUCGGUCCGAGUCGCAAGGACGUCGAGCCGGAACCGGAAGCGAGUUUGAACAACGUCACGGAGGAGCUGCGAAAAUCGAGCAGGAGUAUAGACGACGACGAGGCCAGGAAGAAGGAGGGGAUUUACGGGAAACCCCGGGCGCAGGACGCGACGUCGGUUAAUGUGCAGCAAUAUUCAAAGAACGCUUACGGAGGUCAGUACGGCCACUCGUACGGCUAUCAAGGCAAUCAGCAGAACGUGCCACUGCCAGGCCAACUGCAGCCGACCACGACUAUUCAGCCGAAUCUGCCGGGACAGAGCGCCCAGUUACACGUGACCCAUCACACGCCACCCGGUGGUGUUCAAACGGUUCAUCAGACUCAGGUCUCUGCUUUCGGCCAGUCCGGGGCGACAGGUGCGCAGCAGGUGCAAAAUGUUACGAGGGAGUACGUGGUGCCGACGCCGGCCGCGAUCGCCGGCCAGCAAAUGCAUCAGGGAAUCCAUCAGAAUCCCGCGCAGGGGCAAGGCACGCAAGUGCAAAAAGCGCACGGUCUGUCCGUGCAGCAGCAUCAGGUGGGCAACGCGAUGCCACCGACGAGUCAGGGCUUCCAGAGCACUCAGCAAUUGUUGCAUCAGAAUCAGAAUCAUCAUCAGAGUCCCCGGUUCGCGCAGCAGCACGCGCAAAACAUGCACCAGCGUCAACUGAUACAGCAGAUGCAUCAACAGCAGCAACAGAUCGUUAGCCAGCAGCAGAAUUCGCAGACGUGCGGGCGAAACAUGCAACCGACGUCGUAUUUUGCCAACAGCGUUUCGUAUCAACAAUAUCAGCAGGCCAGGCAGGCGAUGUCGAGGUCGCAGAUCGAUCUGCCGAGCACAUCGAGACAGGCGCAGGAGCUGCGCGUCUCCGGUCAGGAAGUUUACUAUCAUUACGCUCAAGGGAGACCGCGUUACGGCGUUCCCCAGGUGUACAUGAAGACCGAGAGCAAUCAGGAGGCCGAGUUUCAGAGGCGAAACUCGUCAAAGGGCAUCGAGAAGGCGGCGUCCCAGCCGCAGCUCUGCUACGAGGACGAGCGUAACGCCGAGGCAGCGAAGAAUCCCGCGGAGAACAUGAAGAAUCUCACGGUUGACCCGCUGGACAAGGAGAGGUACGAGAUUACGGUGGAAGAUCGAAAUCAGAGCGAAUUGGGAAAAAACGGAUCACAGAGGAACGAGGAAUAUCGUCCGGAAACCAGCUUCGGCAUUCGGAGGGACGGAGACACGCGAGCCUCGAAGAGGGAUCAGGAGCAGCUGGGAUCGUCGGGUCAAGAGGGCGGCCAGGAAACGGCGGAGGGUAACUCCGUGCAGAAGAGAAUCGAGGAAUUGCAGAAACGGGCGGAACAAGAGGGUCAUUUUGGCUCCAAGCCGUCGUCCAAGGACGAUGCGGAUGGCUUGAGAAUCGGCUUGGCAACGAAGAUGAUGGGCGAGGCGUCCAAGAGACUCGAGGGCGGUGGACAAUAUAGCGGGAAGGAGACCGCAGUGAAAUCGGAUAGCAGGAAAGACGAUCUGGAGCAGGGUAUCAGCCGAUUGAAGAUUCAGAAUCAGGGCUCGGGUUCGGAUUACGACAAGGCCGGCCAGAGUUCGUCGAAUGUCGACUCCGGAAGAGGCUCCGCUGUCUACUCGAGCGGAAGACGCCCGCCGCCUGACGACCAAACCCUGGGAGCGCAAGUACAAGACUCGGAAUGGGCCGAUAUAGUCGAGUCGGAGUUGCGGAGUAUUUUGGAACCCAGGGACGUGCCGGCAAUGGCGCACUCCACCCUGUCCGAAAGUGUAUCCUCAGUGACACCACCUCUGCCGCCGCUGUCACCCCAUGACAGCCCACGUACGCCGAGAAAUCGAUACUCAACGAGUUUACCGUAUGGAUUGAAACCAAAUUACAGCGAUUACAACAAAGCCAUGGAAAAGAGAGGUUUCUCGAGCAGCGCGAAACACCGUGGUGCAUCGACAUCCAAGAAGGAAGCCGCGAAAAAGUUCUCGCACCUUUUCGGAAUGGAAGCCGCCGAUUUGACGUCCACCACGACGGGGCUCGAUUUGGAUUCGAUGCUGGACAGAAGCGACUCCGAUCUCAGCACGACCGACGCGAGAACGAUCAGGAAACAAUUGGAAGGGUUGGAAAAUAUGUACAGCGAGGUACUUAAAUUGCUCGGCGGAAGUGUGAAAAAGAGGCGGAAAGCGAGAGGACUCACCAGUUACGGUUCGGUCUCGUCGUUGCCGACGUCCUCAGUCUCGUCCCGACCUGUUACCAGGCAUCACGACAAACGCAGAUCUCACGUCAUCGACGACAGAAUGAAGAAAGCCAAAGACAUCAAGAGCAUCAAUAAGCGUUUCCAGCGACUGGAGUCGCACGUGGUGACUCUGGCGAGAUCGGUGGCCCACCUGAGCUCGGAGAUGAGAACCCAGCAUCUCAUGAUACAGGAAAUGGAGAGCAUAAAGUGCGAGAUCGCGGCACUCAGGACGCAAACGAGCAUGGCAAUGGUGAGGUCGCAGUCGCAGCCCCUGAUCAAGGAUGCGGAACUGCCGGCGCUCUCGAACCCUUCGAGAGUGAAGAAGUUGACCAAGUUCUUCGGCACGGAACCGCCCCUCAUCAGGCUUUUCCUGAGGGAACUUGGGUAUGAGAAAUACGCGACCGCUUUCGAGAAGGAAAAAGUCGGCAUGGUCGAGCUACCGUACUUAAGCGAGGAAAGGUUGCAGAAAAUGGGAGUCCCGCUGGGUCCGAGACUGAGGAUCCUCCAAGAAGCGAGGAUCUCGGUGUGCAAGGAUCCGAUUUACGUGGUAUGAAUACGUCCCCCUCCGGGCGAUUCGAAGAAAAUUAGAAGAAAAAUCCAGGGGUUGCAGAGAAUUAAAGAGAAUGAACGAACAAGGAAUUGUUGCGAGAAGAAUUCGUUUUCCCGGCGACCGAUGGAUGUGUUAAAGGCCGUCCUUAAAAAGGAGCCUCGAGCUCGCGUUUCUUUGAGCGACGGUUUCUUCUUUUUUUUUUUUUUCUUUUUUUUUUGUUCUUUCUCCGUUUGUGCAAUCGAUAGCCGUCUGUGGAAGCUACGCUCGCUUAUUGUAACGCGCGAUUAUUUCACGCAACGUCUUCUGUUCGACAGAUUUGCUCGCGAUGUCGCCGCGGAAUUUUCGGAAGAAGGAGAUUAUAUCGCCGCUGCACAGACGAUUUGAUUUAUAAUAAAAAACGCAUUUAAAGAAAAGACGAAUUGUCCGACACGCGAGUUAAAAUUGUAUCGCUGCUUAAAUUUCCUUACACAUAUGCGAGCAAAUAGAAGUCUGGAAGAGAAGAAGCUUAGAUAUUUAUGUAUCUCUAAAAAGGUACGUUAUAAAAAAAUUUAAACUUGCGCGACAGUUGCAGAUUUGUUUUUGAAGAAAAGAUUUUGAUAAUGCAUGCUGUAUGUUGAUUAUUUUAGCUGACGUCUGAUUAUUCGUUUCUGCGACAAAAAUUUACGUCAUCGCAAUACUGUCACUCGUGAAACAUAUUCACACAUUUUUGCAUCG